AUGAGUCCUCAGUUCUUGCCGCGGGCUGUCACAGUGUUCAGAGCGAGCACCUGUCACGCGGGCUUGUCGACCGGGCCCAGGGCAUCUCCACCGCGAACUCUUCCUUAUUACGCGCACGUGGGUCGCUCGGAAGAAGACCCGGAUGGCGAUUGGAUACCCGGCACGGCAGCAAGGGCGGACCGAAAAGCGAAAGGAGCUCAGACAGAUCGGGCCAAGGCUGCCGGCCCGCAGAAGAAGCACAAGAAGAACGCAACAGCCUACCCCAGCAAAGACGGAGAAGGAUACUCCUGGGAAGACGAAUCUGGCAGUCUCGAAAGUGCGGUCAACCAACUGAUUGCAAACAAACGGUGGAGAGUCAUACGUGAUACCACUUCGAUUCAACGCGAGAUCAUCAGGCAUCUCUGUUCGAUAAUAGAUGUUUCGCUCGCCAUGACCGAUCGCGACCUUCGGCGGAACCGACUGGAUAUGUCGCUUGAUUAUGCCAAGGAAUUCGUCACAGAGUUCUUCGAUCGGAAUCCAAUCAGUCAAGUAUGUAUCCUGAUCACGAAGGACGCAAUUGCCGACAGGUUGAGUGGUUUAUCAGGAAAUCCAUUGGAUCAUCAUAAGGCACUCAGCAAUAAAGCGAAAUUGACUCCUUCUGGAGAACCUUCAUUGCAAAAUUCAUUAGAGAUGGCUCGAGCUAGUCUGGCACAUUUACCAUCACAUGGCUCAAGGGAGGUACUCGUAAUCUUGGCUCACUUACUACUUGUGAUCCAGAUGAUAUCAAUAAAACCCUUGAAAACUUAG
Messenger RNA from Puccinia triticina, 786 nucleotides. RefSeq lists its product as uncharacterized. Lineage: Eukaryota; Fungi; Basidiomycota; Pucciniomycetes; Pucciniales; Pucciniaceae. The record is from RefSeq and is a predicted model, not a curated record. The coding region runs from base 1 to 786 and encodes 261 amino acids. Gene Ontology annotation, cellular component: transcription factor TFIIH holo complex. Gene Ontology annotation, biological process: regulation of transcription by RNA polymerase II; nucleotide-excision repair. The transcript has 6 exons.